This is a messenger RNA of Amphibalanus amphitrite, 1781 nucleotides long. Its product is annotated as stromal cell-derived factor 2-like. Lineage: Eukaryota; Metazoa; Arthropoda; Thecostraca; Balanomorpha; Balanidae. Bases 443 to 1093 code for a protein of 216 amino acids. The transcript is spliced from 6 exons. The record is from RefSeq and is a predicted model, not a curated record.
UACAAUUCAGCCAAACAGUCGAUGGACACCACGCACAUGCACGCUGACAAAUAGGUCGAAAUUGCGAUUUAUUUUGACUGAGGACCAGCGAAUAUAAGAUUUUCCUUAUUUGUAUGAAUAAAUUCACGCUAGCAUAGCAUCUUACAUCGUCACUGCCGAGGGCCGAGCUUGCUGUGGAGCUUGCACUUCUUCAUUUUGGCAGAAAGCGUAAGUUGAAGUUAAAGUUGAUUUUGUUUUGCCUUCCUGGCAAUUGUAUAUUGAUAUCAAUAUGGAAUUGUUGCAAAAAAAGCUGUGAAAUUUGGAGAGGCCAGUGUCCUUCAGGAUCUGGUACUAGCAACCUCCUUGAUACUCCUCUUGCCUCAUCAUUGAUGGCUGGUCUUGACUGUGUCCAGCAAAACCAGGCACAAAUCAUUUGUACAAGUGAAGCAAUUAAGCUACUGCCAUGAAGUCUGAGGGCAGACAUGGUUUCAUCCUUUUCUUGGUAUCAUGUUUGUCAUCUGCUCAAGGCAGCAUCACAGUGGACGAUGUGACGUGCGGCUCGGUGGUGAAGCUGAUGAACAUCGCGUACAAGUCGCGGCUGCACUCACACGACGUCAAGUACGGCUCCGGCAGCGGCCAGCAGAGUGUCACCGGCGUGGAGGACCAGGAUGAUGUCAACAGCCACUGGGCCAUCAUGGGCCCCACCGGCAAACACUGCGAGCGCGGUGAGCCGCUGGAAUGCGGCACGAGGUUGCGACUGCAGCACCUGACCACUAAGAAGUUCCUACACUCGCACCACUUCUCGUCGCCUUUGUCAAGAAACCAGGAGAUAUCGGCCUUUGGAAACAAAGGCGAGGGCGACUCGGGAGACAACUGGGAGCUGGUCUGCUCGGGCGACGAGUGGCGCCGCGGAGACUCGGUCAUGCUGCGACACGUCGACACGGGCGCCUAUCUGUCCAUGUCGGGCCACAGUUUCGGCCGUCCCAUCGCUGGCCAGAUGGAGGUGGUGGGCAUGAGCUCCCCCGACACCACGUGCAAGUGGCGCGUCCAGGAGGGCGUCUACAUCAAACCGUCGUCAGGCCACCAGCACGGCUCGCGCCACGACGAGCUGUAGGGUCGCUCCGCGCGCGCCGGCCGCCGUCUCCUGUGAUAGCUCGUACCGCGCCGCGGCGGCGCUAUGUGCCGCGAGUACGUGUCAACUCGGACCAGCUGCUCAGCUCGAAUUUCUACUCCGCUGGUGAUCCCUCAGUGCCCUGCCGGUGGCCCGUCGGUGUCGGGUCAGGUAUCUCGCAGGACCAGAAUGCGAGGGCCGCCCGGUGGACAGCUAGCGGGCUGGCCCGAGCUCCCAUGACCGCGUCGUGGGUGUGAGGAAGACCAGGGCAACUCGACAGGGACCUCCCGACCCGACUGUGCCGGCCUGGGUGGGUUGAGCCGGACAGAUGAACCGCGAGAGGUGAUUGAGAGUGCACUAGAGUGGACAACUUGGGACAUUCGUUUUGUUCGAGUGUUGGGGUGAUCGUGCAUUUGUCGUUGGCAUUGUUAGUAUUUUGUUUUGGUAUCAUGUUUCUUGCGAUAUAGUUUGAUUGACUGCAUGUAUAUUGUUGUCAUUCUCUGGUUGAUGUUUUAUUUCAGUGUGAAAAUUUCGUGGCUGGGCAUGCUUGUGUGAAACCGUGUGUCUUCAGACUGAUGUUCCCUGCGGAUUUUUACAUUUGCGCGCAAACGUAAGAUCGGCAAAAUUUUAUGAUAAAAGCAGAAAAGUGUGACAGCCAGUGGGACGCAAUAAAAGUAAAAAAAAAAAAAAA